AUGGUAAAAAGUAAAGUAAAAGGAAAAAGGAAUGUUUCUCCUCUCAAUGCAGUCGUAGCUUCUGAAGGAAAAAUUCAUACAAAAGAUAUUUUCCCACAAGCAAUAGAAGAAAGUAGAAUGGCUGCGGAUAACUGUGAUGAUUAUAUCGAUUAUAAAAAUGAUUGCAGUGGAUGGAGUAAAAUCAAAGCGAUGUAUUUGAACGACGAAUUAUGUAUGGAAAAGGAUAUAAGCAUUAAAAUGACUCAAUUUGCAUUCGUUAUGGGGUUCCUCCUUGGUGGACAACGAAAAAGUUAUAUUGCUAGAGAACGUUUCAUGACAUAUAGUAUGGGAAUGCGAUAUCUUGGUGCAACAGAUGCCAAAAUUCGUAAAAUGGAUUAUUCUACAGUUAUGUUUAUAAAGCAUGGAAUUUCAUCUGGAUUAAAAUUAUCUGUUUUGCUUGGAGCAAUUAUAUUUCUUACUACUCAUUUAACGGUAUGGCGUAAUCGUUUUAGUUUUUGGUAUUUCCCUGUGAUUUCAGCAUCAGUCAGUUCCUUGUUAAUGUUGCCUUUGGGCAUAGAAAAAUUUUUUCAAGCAUUUGCAGUCGGAAUUUCAUCUGGACUCACAGUAUCAGCAAUAAUCUAUCUUUAUGCUGUAGCAAAUAAGCAGUCGUUUAAUAAUGCAUAUUUUCAUCUGAAAUAUCACUAUGAAAAAAAUAUGCGGGAAAUAUGGAGAAUACAAACGCAAAUGAAAAAAUCAAAUAGAUUUUUGAAAUGGAGGCAAUUAGUGCACGCGAAAAUUACUUCAACGAUGAAAUCGCUGAAGUUAAAUAACGAUAAUGGAUAA
Messenger RNA from Dracunculus medinensis (Guinea worm), 822 nucleotides. Lineage: Eukaryota; Metazoa; Nematoda; Chromadorea; Rhabditida; Dracunculidae. The record is from the annotation of a GenBank genome assembly.